Malassezia pachydermatis is the source of this 1449-nucleotide messenger RNA. RefSeq lists its product as hypothetical. Bases 1 to 1449 code for a protein of 482 amino acids. The transcript has 2 exons. The record is from RefSeq and is a predicted model, not a curated record. Lineage: Eukaryota; Fungi; Basidiomycota; Malasseziomycetes; Malasseziales; Malasseziaceae.
AUGGAGCUCCGCUUCAGUCAAUUGCAGCAAAUUAUGUGCAAGAUGGUAGCGAAAGAAUGGAUCAAAGUCAUUGAGCCGAAGAAACAGACUCGAUUCCCCUAUAAUAAAGGUGAGGCUGGUAAGCCAGCCUGGUGGCCUGAAGAUGUGCGGCACAAGGAACCAGAUCAUUUGAUGAAGCCUGAGAGACAUGCUCUUCUUCUGGCUAUUUUGCGUUCUUCGCAAACGCGUAUUGCUAGACUGCAACUUGCUACGGCUGAGGUUUCUGCGUUGAUCAAAGCUGGCAAAGGCUCGUACCUUAUGGAUGUGUACAGAGUGGCUCGUGAAGAAGAAAAGCUCCGUGAUGAAGGUCGUGAUAUGAACUCGCCUGUCACGGUUGGUGUAUCAUCAUUAGAAGGAUGGGAUGCCAUGGCUGGAUGUGUCGCCGCGAGUGGCUCGCAAGCACAUGCUAUGGAAUCAGAUACGUCACUUCAAGAUGGCCGUGAAGCGAAAGGAAAGCGGCGUAUGACUUCACGUACAGAUGAAGAGGACCAGGCCGACCUUAGCAUUUCAUCGACAUGGACCUCGAGUGGCCAUGAAGUGUCAUCACCACAUCGCGCUGUACUUUCAAGCGCAGCGCCAGCGCCUGUACCUUCCAGUCUGAACAUGCAGCUGCGCUCUGUGGACACUUCUGGCAGUCAUGUCGUGACGAAUUCGCCCUACGAUGCAUCACCAGAUCUAUUCUCGCCAGCAUUGCCAUCAACAUCAUCCAAUCCAGCGAGGAGCCACACAAUGGAUACGCCCUCCACCAUUCCGAUGUCAAUGGUCCAAAGCCCAGCGGCUAGUCAUGCACCUUUGCAAGGGUCAUACGUCUCAGGAGUGGCUGAACCCUCACCACGUUCCACCUCUAUGAGUCACCCCGUGCAAUCAGUGCCCAUGCGACCUACACGGUCCACACCUGCUCAGGUGGCUACAACACCUGACAAUUGGGCUAUGCGACAGGCACAGUCCAAUCUUCCGGGAAUCCAUCUCGAAGGGCCCAUCAGUGGGUCGCCUAUGUCGACAGAGGGCCCUAGAAUGGCCUGGGGGGACAAUGGAAAUGUGCCACCAUCACAUUGGCCUAUGCCAGAAACACCUGUGCAACGUCCAUCACAUUCAUCAGGUAUGCCGAUGAACUUUGGCUUUUGUGUUUCUCCAUCAGGUGAUGUGCGGUUCUCAUCAUCAUUUGAUGCGAGCUUUUCGUCAUCACACCAUGGCCCCGUAACGCCUGCCCACCUAGGUCAUAUGAACAUGCCUGGCACAGCGAUGCCUCCUGGCAUGUCGCCGCAAGGCAAUGGUGGCUCCCUCGGCUUCCAUGACACGGCUACGGCACAUCCUCCCACCCAUCCCAUGGAUAUGCAUGGAUUCCCGUCGAAAACCCAUCCCCCCACCAAUAUGCCGUUCCAUCCCAUGCCAGACUGGCCUACGCACUGA